Messenger RNA from Corticium candelabrum, 789 nucleotides. RefSeq lists its product as uncharacterized. The record is from RefSeq and is a predicted model, not a curated record. NCBI's taxonomy places the organism in Eukaryota, Metazoa, Porifera, Homoscleromorpha, Homosclerophorida, Plakinidae. The transcript has a single exon. The coding region runs from base 35 to 487 and encodes 150 amino acids.
AGACAGACAGACAAACAGACAGACUGUCAAAUGGAUGGUCAAAUGUGACUGCGGGAAGCCACUUGAUGGGGAUGGGUACUAUCUCACCACAUGUAAGUAUGUCUGGACUCACACAAUAGUUCGAACAUGGUCUGAGUGUCUCAGCCAGCUGCAUGUUGUUCACAAGAUUGAACCAAAACACCGUUUUCUGGAUUGUGACAGCAGACCUGACAUAUACAUGUAUGUUGUGGAUCCUGACUCCAGUAAAGAAGUGGAGUUAGACAUCUCUUUGGCACAUCCAUGGGCACUUGACGCUCUUCCAAAAGCAGCCCUAGAAGAUGGUACAGCAGCAACUCGAAGAGAAAUGCUGCAAAAUGACAAAUACGUCAAAAAGGUACGUCCUGGUGGAACUACACUGAAUUUCAUUCCUCUGGUGAUGGAGCACUUCGGUCGAUGGAGGCAAGAGGCCCAAAAAUAUCUCAACCAGCUCUCAACAAUAGCAACAUGAACAACUGAGGGCAGACAGAACAAGUUCAAGAACUACUGGAGGAUGCGAUUCUCAAUUGCGAUGCAGCAGUGCAAUGCAAAAAGUGUUACUGCAGAAGAUGAGCAGAGUCCAGUAUAGUGUGCUCAGUUGGUGCCAUUAGUAACUCUGUUAGCCUAUUGUCAACUGUCUGACUCUUACUCGUAGUUAGGGACCUCUUGGGUCCUAGUUCUCUUAGAUCUUGCUGAUUUUUAGCGUAGACUGUAAUAAUGUCUUGUAUAAGAAAUAUAUGUAUUCACAGACAGACAGACAGACAGACAGAAAUA